GCUGAAGCGGCUCAUCACCACCACCGCUCCCCUCCCCCGCGUGGCAGCAUCACAGGGACGGCCAGCGAGUGUCUUCCACAUCCCCCAAAAAGGCACCGGAAGUCUCUGCCAGCUCCUCCUGUCGUGCCUGCUCUCUUGCAGGCCGUAAACCAUGUACAAAAAAGCCCUGAACGCCUUCUUUCUGAAGGUCCAUCCCGACUUUUUCCACCACGAUGUGCAGCAGCAAACGGUGAACCAGAACGCCGUCGCCCAGCUGAACGAACUUCUCGCUUGGGCACGUGAGUUUAAGCAGGGGACGCUGCGCCCACCGCCGGCGACGACCAUCGCUUUCACCUUUUAUCGCCGCGUAGACGACGCCGACGGCAAACGUGACUCGUCGUUUGCAGGCGCGAUCCGAAGCGGCACAGACGAGGAGGGCGUCGCCUCAACCGGCGCCGAAGGCCGUCCGCAGGAGUCCUCGUUUGCGAAGCGCGGCUUUCUAAGCCCAGAGGGCGGGCAAACCGCGCUGAUCAGCUCGACCUUCGAGCUGCCGCAGGGCUUCGUGGCGAGUGAGCCUAACAGAGGACUGGUGGAGCGCUCUGUCAAUAAGUUUCUGCGCGAUCUGCUGCGCCGGGCAGAGUGCAUCGACUCCGUCACCGAGUCGCUGUCUGUCGCGGAGGACGACGCUGCGGCGCGUCGGGAGGCCAAACCGCUGCGUCGCCGGCCGGAUCCACGGCUAAAGAACAAGAAAGGUAGUCCUAGCGCCAGCAAAACCCUGCUGGACGAGGCGAGCGAGGCCAUCAACACGCAGUGGACGCUGACUAGUGUGCCCACCAUCGAGGAGCUGAUGGACGCCGACCACAUUCUUCUCUCCAAGACGCUCUCUCCCCUUCAGUGCUCGGCGGCCCUGCUGACCCUGCGCAGCUACCUCGGCGAGCUGCACUACGAGCAGUGGGAGUCGAUGCCCCUCAUCAUCGACGACCACUGGGACAUCGGCGUCGAUAUCACUGGCGGAUUGACGGUGCCGUGGGAUUUCACGCCGAUUCAGUUCGUGAGCUUUCUCCAUCAGAACGCUGACGCCGUUGCGAAGUGCCGCACGGCCGCCACCGCCUUCGCCACGGAAGUGGAGCAGCUCAUCACGGAGCUGUGCACCGCCUUGGAGCUGGACGACGUCCUUGUCUCGUGCUCGCACAAGGAGGCCGUGGCGACGCUGCGCCUGCUGCACCGCAAUAAGGAGCUCCUGCACGGGUACGGGCUGACGAACUUGACGCUCGAACUCGGCAUGCGUCACGCGACGCGGGCAAACGGCGUUGUUGUUAUUAACGUGGCGAUGCAGACCACGCAGGAGCUGCGAGAGUGGCUGCAGGCGCUCAGUGGAAAACUGGACUUGCAGCGGAAACUGUACCGCGUGUCGAAGCAGAUGCUGGAGACGACGAUGUGGCACUUGAAGGAGUUUCGCGACAUGGUCGAGCCGGGCGGCGUGGACGCUUUCGUGAACAACGACUGCACAUACGCCGAACGCCUGACGUGGGCGAAGGAGCUCUUUCGCGUUGGACCGGCGUUGGCACACUGGGACUGGCAGGAGUUCACGUUUUUAUUGGGUCCUGAGUUGGAGGUGGAUUGGUCUCGCAAGCAGCUGCUGCUGCCGCCGAAUUUCGACGGCGAUGCGCUGGUGCGCUACGUGGAAGAGGUGCAGCAAGGUGCCAAGGAAAAGGAGAAGGAGGCGCUGCUGAAGGCGAGUGCGAUGCGUCGACUCACCGAGGAAGAGUUGCGGGAGCGCGCCCACGCCGAAGACCUGCAGCUGUCGGACGACGCCGGUGACGCCAGCGACGCGCAGUUUCGGCAGCAGAUGAGAGAGGACGAUCCGUUGGUGCCCGGUGUACAGCCCAUGUCCGAGGCCAUGCGAAACCUCUACAAGCAAUCCAGCCCGCACAUGGAGGAGUACAUGUCCUCCAGCGACAACAAGGUCGACCCGCUGAGCGUGGAGCGGCCCCUCUCGCACGCCGUCACGUUCAACAGCGACACCGAGGCGGAGGAGCAGCUGAAGUGGGAGGGCUUUUACCAGGACCCUUACGUGGAUCAGAUGCCCACCGGUGAUCUGGACGACUUGGACCAUACCUAUCGCCUCACCAAUCGCUGGCACCGCGAGGCGGCCGCGAAGAAGCUUCUGGAGGAGCUGCAGUCUACCUACGGGAAGAAGAGCCGCCGUUUUGACUACCAGAAGAUGGGCGACGUGCUGGAGAUCAACAACGCACGGGUGCAGCCGAAGGGCUUUCCGGUGCUGACGCGCGGCAUGAAGCCAAGCGACGGUUGA
Molecule: messenger RNA, 2293 nt
Organism: Leptomonas pyrrhocoris
Lineage: Eukaryota; Euglenozoa; Kinetoplastea; Trypanosomatida; Trypanosomatidae
Exons: 1
Coding region: 152-2293 (713 amino acids)
Cellular component (GO): mitochondrion
Source: RefSeq, a predicted model, not a curated record